AUGUCCCUCGAAAAAACCCUCUACAUCGGCCCCUUCAUCCACAGCGACUCGCUCACCACCCUCGACAUCGCCGUCAACGGCAUGAUCGGCGUCGACGAACAUGGCACCAUCGCCUUCAUCCGGCGCGACAUGAAAGGCAAACAACUCCCCACCGAACCCGGCUGGGAAGAAUCCAAAAUCGUCCGUCUCAACGCCCGCCACGGCUUCUUCUUCCCGGGCUUCAUCGACACCCACAUCCACGCGCCGCAGUACCCCAACGCAGGCAUCUUCGGCAAGUCGACGCUGCUGGACUGGCUGGAGACGUACACGUUCCCGAUGGAGAGUUCGUUUCGGGAGGUGCGGCAGGCGGCGAAGGUGUAUAAUCGGGUGGUGGCGAGGACGUUGAGCCAUGGGACGACGACGGCGUGUUACUAUGCGACGGUGCAUGUGGCGGCGACGAAUUUGCUGGCGGAUGUGUGUCUUUCGAGGGGCCAGAGGGCGUUUGUGGGGAGGGUGUGUAUGGAUCGACUCAGUCCAGAGUAUUAUCGGGAUGAGAGCGCCGAGAGCAGUUUGAGGGAUACGGAGGCGUGUAUUGAGCAUGUGAGGGGGAUUGAUCCUGGGUUCGAGCUCGUGUCGCCGAUUAUCACGCCGAGAUUCGCGCCUUCGUGUUCGGACGAGAGUCUGAAAGCGCUGGGGAAACUCCAUCAGGACUCUGGAAUCCCCUGCCAAACGCACAUAUCGGAGAACAAAUCCGAAAUCGCCCUCGUCAAGAAACUCUUCCCGGAAGCACCACACUACGCGGGCGUCUACGACGAAGCAGGCCUCCUGACAUCCAAAACCAUCCUCGCCCACGCCGUCCACCUCACGCCCGAGGAACGCUCCCUCAUCAAAACCCGCGACGCCAAAAUCUCCCACUGCCCCGCCUCCAACACCGCCCUCGCCUCCGGCUGCGCCCCCGUCCGCCAGCUCCUCAACGAAGGCAUCACCGUCGGCCUCGGUACGGACGUCUCAGGAGGCUACACCUGCAGCAUGCUCGCCGAAACCCGCGAAGCAGUCAUGGUCUCCCGGCACCGCUCCAUCCUCGAAGACGGCAGCGACGAGUGCAAACUCUCCGUCGAGGAAGCUUUAUACCUCGCCACUAGAGGCGGCGCCAAAGUCGUUGGUCUCGAGGAUAAGAUUGGAGGGUUCGAGGUGGGCAAGCAGUGGGAUGCGCAGAUGGUGACGUUCGCGGAGGUGGGCGAGACGGUGGGCGGGUUGGAUCAGAAGGAAGGGCCUGUGGAGGUUUUCGGCGGGGAGACGUACGAGGAGAAGGUGGCCAAGUGGGUUUACACGGGCGAUGAUCGGAAUACGAUGGCGGUGUGGGUGAGGGGACGGUUGGUGCAUUGUAAAGAGGGGUUUAAGCCUUGA
Zasmidium cellare ATCC 36951 is the source of this 1386-nucleotide messenger RNA. RefSeq lists its product as uncharacterized. Gene Ontology annotation, biological process: guanine catabolic process. Gene Ontology annotation, cellular component: cytosol. The transcript has a single exon. The record is from RefSeq and is a predicted model, not a curated record. The coding region runs from base 1 to 1386 and encodes 461 amino acids. Gene Ontology annotation, molecular function: guanine deaminase activity; zinc ion binding. Lineage: Eukaryota; Fungi; Ascomycota; Dothideomycetes; Mycosphaerellales; Mycosphaerellaceae.